AUGACCUCUGCAUCGACUCCCACGAGAACUGUUCCUGAGCAGCAAGAGAUGGAGACGAUUGGUGGAUUAGGGGUUAUACUUCCUAUUGGCGUCAAAGGAAUGAAACACGCAGGGGCGGAUGAUAAGGAUACCCGUGUCCGAUUUGCGUUCUCUCCUUCGCCCAGCAUGCGCGAGCCUCCCGUGAAAGUUUUGAACCAGAAGACUACGAAGGAUGACGGCAAAAAGUCUGUCGCGGCCGAGGAGGCCACGAAGCUUAGUGCUGAUAUGCCGGCAGUUACACCUGCUGCUUCUCUCAGCGGUGCUGCUAAUCCUCUCGCCAGGUUUAUGCAGCUAAAACCUGGACAGUGGAAGUGUACUGGAUGCCGUGUCUUGAACGAGGCUACCAGUGGCAGAUGUCCAUGUUGUGGAACCGCUCGAUCUGAUGGUGGCUCUGCGGCAAAAGCUCGUACUGCACUGUUGAAGACGACUGAAAAGUGUCCUUUGACUGGACUUAGCUUUGGUACAACCACCGAAGCUACAGCGGCCGCAGACAAGGGUACUGCUACGCCGGCUGCUGGCUCAAUCACGCCUGCUCUCACAAGUUUUAGCACUGCGUCGUCUCCGCAACCGAUGGAAUCCACAGCGUUCUGUUGGGCACCUUCCACAACGAGCUUUGGUACUGCGUCGUCAGCUUUUGGGUCGAGCUCAUCUGGUGGCGCUGAUUCCAGCUCCACUGCGGGAGGGUUCGGUAGUACUUCGGCUGCUGCUCCCUCGACUCCGUAUGGCAGCUCCACGUCUUCGUUGCAAGCUGCACCGCCAUUUCUUUUCGGAGGAUUUAGUCAAGCACAAACUGCGACUACGCCGACAAACACCCAGCCGACGCUCGCUUUCAGUGCGUCGAGUGCCCCAGCUCCUAACGGCUUUGAAACGGUGGUCCAAGUGGUGGAUUCGGCACUACAUUUGUUGCUCCUGCGCCAGGCAGUGGAUUCGGCAAUGGCCCACCGAGCUUGCACCGGCGGUCCAAGCGGUGGAUUUGGAACUAUAUUUGAUGCUCCUGAGACAGGCAGUGAAUUCGGCAAUGGCCCACCGAGCUCUGACUUUCUCCCUCCAACUCCGACCUCUGCAUCUCCAACUCCGACCUCUGCAUUUGGUGCAUUUAUCGCGCCCUCUGCUGUCUCAUUCAGCAUUGGUGUUGCACCGGAGCACGCCAAAGGUAGACGCAUUUUGAAGGCCAAGAGUCGCAAACGUAGAACGUCGUAA
Messenger RNA from Hyaloperonospora brassicae, 1239 nucleotides. The record is from the annotation of a GenBank genome assembly. Lineage: Eukaryota; Oomycota; Peronosporomycetes; Peronosporales; Peronosporaceae.